CCCAUUAGUAUCAUCAUUACUAUUAUCAUCAUCAUUAUUAUUAUAUCAUCAUCAUCAUCACUAGAAUGUUUGUGGAGCGCCUACUCUGUGCCAAGCGCGGCUCAGAGCGCCGAGGUUGGGGCACGUUCAUCAGAGCGUGAUGACCGGCCCGAACAGAGCCAUCGAACUGCAGCUGCAGAUGAAGCAAAAUGCCGAGGAGCUGCAGGACUUUGUGAGGGAAUUAGAAAGCUGGGAAAAAGACAUUAAGCGAAUGGAUUCGGAUCUGAGGAGGCAGAACGGUGAUCCCGAAGAGACCUUACCUCCUGUGAGAAAUGAGAAUUUAACGAAAAAGAAGAAAAAUAAAACUAAAGGAACGUCUAAAAAAACCACGGAGGAAAACAAAAAAAAUAAGAUAAAAUCGUGUGAUUAUGAAGAAUGGGAAAAACUGGAUGUGGACACCAUACUCGAAGAACUCGAUAAAGAGAGCGCUUCAGAUUCAGAAGAAGAUGGUAUUCAUAUAGAUCCAGAAAAGGCUCUCGUAGAGAAAGAAAAGGGAAACACAUUCUUUAAACAAGGAAAAUAUGAUGAUGCAAUUGAAUGUUACACAAGGGGAAUGGCUGCUGAUCCAUAUAAUCCAGUUUUGCCAACAAACAGAGCGUCUGCAUUCUUUCGAAUGAAAAAGUAUGCUGUUGCCGAAUCCGACUGUAACUUAGCAAUUGCGUUGAAUAGGAAUUACACAAAGGCCUAUGUCAGGAGAGGAGCUGCUCGCUUUGCGCUGCAAAAGUUCGACGACGCCAAAGAAGAUUACGAGAAGGUCUUAGAACUAGAUCCAAACAAUUUUGAAGCCAAAAAUGAAUUGAAGAAAAUUAAUCAGGCUCUGACUUCUCAAGGAGAUUUUAAUACAAAGGAAACCAAUGUAGCGACUGGCCCAGACGACGAAGAGAAAAAACACAUCGAGGAACGACGACGCAAGCAGGAGGCUAUUUCAGAAAAAGACUUGGGUAAUGGCUAUUUCAAAGAGGGGAAAUUCGAAAGAGCAAUCGAAUGCUACACCCGAGGAAUAGCAGCAGAUGGCACCAAUGCUCUGCUUCCCGCUAACAGAGCCAUGGCGUAUCUAAAAAUUCAAAAGUACGAAGAAGCAGAGGAUGACUGCACCCAGGCCAUUCUGUUGGACGGCUCUUAUUCGAAAGCUUACGCCAGAAGAGCGACUGCCAGAACUGCCCUGGGAAAGCUCAGUGAAGCCAAAGAGGAUUUUGAGACAGUUCUGAACCUGGAUCCUGGAAACAAGCAAGCAGUAAACGAAUUGUCCAAAAUUAACAGAGAAUUAAUUGAAAAGGGGCUAGGGAAUAAAAGCGGUUCUGAAUCAUCCAAAAAGCGAAUUUUAAUAAGCCCAAUUGACAAACCACCGCACCUUAGGUCAACUAAGCCUCUUAAAACGCUUGCCAUUGAAGAAAUUGGUAGUCGGGUGCAAAAUGCUGAUUUGCCACAGACUACCACCAGCAGCUCCACCUUGGAGAGCGAGCUCGUAAAUCCCCCAGUUCUGCUACCGAGCUCGACCACUGCGAAGACAAACAAGCCGAUCCAAGAAGCCGACCCUGGAAGCGACACACCAAAAGCAAAAGUAUUAAAAAUAGAAGAAAUCGGUGGUGCCCCAGCCUUGCGACCCCAUUCCAAGGUGAAAGAUAACGUACCAACUGUGUGUCAGUCUUUGCAUCGGAAAAACGCAAAGGAAGCUGAGAAGAUCCCAGACCCGUUUGCUGCGGGUGUUCUCCCAGCAAUUCCGGCCAACACCUUCCAACUUGAAUCUGAUUUCAGAAAAUUGAAAGGUUCCCCAAAUAUGUUGUACCUCUACCUGAAGCAAAUUGAGCCUUCUCUCUAUCCCAAGUUGUUCCAAAGGUCCUUAGAUCCAGAUGUGUUCAACCAGAUUUUGACAAUUCUGCAUGACUUUUACAUUGAGAAAGAAAGUCCAUCUCUUAUCCUUGAAAUAUUACAACGGUUGUCGGAACUGAAGAGGUUUGAUAUGGCAGUAAUGUUCAUGUCGGAGGCUGAAAAGAAAAUUGCACGUGUCUUGUUGAAUCAUAUGGACAAGUCAGGACUGAAGGAUAAUUCUGUUGAAGAGAUCAAGAGAAAAUACGGUUGUUAAUUUGGCUUUUUAGUAGCGCGCACAGCCUGUAUUUUUGUACGCAAGCUCGUGUUUUCCACCGAAGACUAUAAUAAAGGAUAUCGAGUUCUGCUCUUGAGGUGCCCCAAGUCGUAUGCCAAAAAUGGAAAAUCUUUCAGUGUUAAUGCAUUGAAUAGAGUAGUGAUUUGCACUAGCAGUGUGUAUAAAGGUAAUGUUUGCUAUUUAUAAUUUUUGUGAGAAGGAAAUAAAUAACUUGCAGAUACGUUUCA
Molecule: messenger RNA, 2370 nt
Organism: Ornithorhynchus anatinus (platypus)
Lineage: Eukaryota; Metazoa; Chordata; Mammalia; Monotremata; Ornithorhynchidae
Gene: RPAP3
Product: RNA polymerase II associated protein 3
Exons: 17
Coding region: 140-2122 (660 amino acids)
Molecular function (GO): protein binding
Source: RefSeq, a predicted model, not a curated record